Molecule: messenger RNA, 1228 nt
Organism: Physella acuta
Lineage: Eukaryota; Metazoa; Mollusca; Gastropoda; Physidae
Source: RefSeq, a predicted model, not a curated record
UGUGGAAUUUCCCCUCAUCUUAAUUUCGAGAAAAUAUAUCAUUUAGGACAUAGGGUUAAGGCAACGCAGUUGUGAACCGAGUUCAACUAGAAUGUUUUGUCGUCAGUUUGUCGUGUCGCAGUUAACUCGAAAACCGAUACAGCAUGCACUUUUUCAUAAGUCUGAAACAAACAGUUUAAAUUCUUUGAUAAACGGUAAAUUGUUACAUAAGUAUAGCAGACAGGAAGGAGCAAGUGAAAGGCCAAUACAAAAUAUUUAUAAAGCAAAAUGGCUUCAGUUUGGAAAGCUGGGAAUUUUGGCGGCAUCGGCAGCAGCAGGCUUCACUUAUUGGACAUUAUUGGAUGUCAAAGCAGGUUCAUCUUCAGGACAAGGAUCAGGCGGUGGAUUAGGCCCGUCAUCAGGUGGUGGGUUAAGCCCGUCAUCAGGCGGUGGAUUAGGCUCCUCAUCAAGCUCACCACUCAACAUUAUACUUCGCGUUGCAUUAAAUUGGAUGUUAAAUAGGCUUACAGAUAACAAUAUAGAUAAUCUAGAAUGGUUUACAAAAGAUAAACUGAAAGCAUUUUGUGAAAAAAAUCCUGACCAGCUGAAGUUUUAUGCUGUUUUUGAAAAAGACGUGAACAAUAAGGUUGUGAUGCGUAAACUUUCUAAUGAUGAGUAUAAGAAGUUGAUAAAUGAGAAGUUUGAUUCUUCCUUCAAAGAUGAGGCUGCGAACUGGAUUCCAUUACCCUGGUGGAAUAUAUCUAGUAAAUCUGUAAGAAAAAAGGACACACGAAAUGAAAACUUGCGUCAAUUUGAAAUAUUUGGGGACUACAAUGAUACAGAAAAAGACUUUCUGACAUUUUCACCUGUAGAACAAGAGUUAAAAAAAGAAAAGAAUUACCAGAUAAGGGUGGGAACAGUUGGUGACCUGACUCUAACAGCUCGAGCUGUAAGCAGUAACGGAUCACCCACUCUUGAGAUGAGAAAAAAUGGGAAUGUUAUAAAAUAUAGAUAUGUAGAUAAAGAAGAAAAAGUAGAGAGUGUUACAGAAGCCUCAAGUAAAAUCCCUGAGUUGGAUGAUGUCAUAAAAAUAAAGUAAAUUUGUUGUGUUAGAUAAAAAUGAUUUUAAAAUAUUUUUAUGAAAAGAUCACUGAGUUAAAAAAAAGCCCAAGGCUAAAACACCCCACUCUAAUAUUUUGUUAAAUAUUGAAAUAACAGUAUAGGGGUCAUCCAUAAAUGACGUCACACU